AUGUCUUCCCACGUGGUGGUAAUCGGCUCGGAUUUGCGGAGAGCUACUGUUAAGGUCAAUCCAGGGACCUACCUGACGGAUGUCCUUCAGGAGGCUUGUAAGAAGCUCAACUUGUCGAGUGACAAAUACCUCCUCAAGCACAAACAGAAGCAAGUCGACCUAUCCGUUGUGUGGCGGGUGAGCGGCCUCAGUCCUGGUGCCAAGCUGGAACUCGUUCAAAAAUCGAAUACUCCCUCUGUCGUCUCAGUUGCGCUCCAACUACCAGCGCCGGAAUCAAACGCAGCACCGAACGGCAGACUAGUUGACAAGCUUCCCAGCGAUUUUACUUUGUGGAAAGUCCUGCGUCAGUUCGAGAGUGGCGCGGUCAGUCAAGGAAAGAACCUCAACAUCACCGCGCGAGGCGUUGCGCAGACAACAAGCGGAGGAGCGAGUGGUAGCGGCCAGAUGUACUAUGAGACACCAGUACUUAAUAUCAUGGGCCGGGAGUUGGCCUCAUUCGACGACUUCCAGAAGACACUCUCGCAACUGGGGUACAAUUCAGGCACUGUUCUGAUUCGACUGUCCUUUAGAAAGACAGACCAGACUUUGUUCGAGGCCAUGGGUUAUAUCAACCAGUUUUUCUCCGAGGUCGAAGCUGAGGCGAAACAGAGAAGCCAAGCACCUACAAACCCUGAACCUCUAGCUCAGCUUGCACCAGUAGAGCAAACCGCACAACACCCUGCUGCCGAGGACCAUCUAAGUACGAAUGCCUCAGCAAAUCAACAAGCGAGUCAAUUACCAUCUCAAGAAGCAUCGAGUCUCGGAGACUUAGGAAGUGGCGCUAUGGAUGUAGACACAGCCAAACCGACCGACCCUUUGCAACCAGUUAGUGUUUUCCGUGCGCCAACUGGCACAACACCAGCGGCAGCCCUCGCAGAGGUGUCAGAAUCGGACUACACGCCGACGAUCGCGCAUGCCCAGCUGCACCAAGCUCGACUACUACAAAACUCGCAAAAUAAAAGACUCCCGUCAGACAAAGAGUUGGAAGCGCAAGCUCAAGCUGAGGAGGCCCGGUUGGCUGCUGUCUCUACUGUGGCAGUCAAGGUCCGGUUCCCAGACAAUACCUCCGCCCAAUGGACUUUCGGACAUGAAGCCACUGGCGCCACACUUUACCAGGGAGUAAGAUCCGUCAUGGCAUACGACAACCAAGCUUUCAGGCUAGUAAUUCCGGGUAGCAAAAUCUUGAUCAAGGACGAGGAUGCCCCAAAAAACCGCCUUAUCCACGACUAUAAGCUCACCCGCAAUAUACUCUUGAAUUUGGUCUGGGAUGAUAGCGUGCCGGCAGACAUCCGCAAAAGGCCCUUCCUCAAGGGAAGCUUUGCUCAAAAGGCCACCGACAUCACGGUGCCUGACAUUCCGAACUUCGUAGGCGGAAAGGAUGACAGCCACAGUACGGUUCCUGCAUCAAAACCGGAGAGGAGUGAAGGAGAAGGGAGCGCUGCGAAGAAACUACCUAAGUGGCUGAAAUUGCCCGGAAAGAAGUAG
Molecule: messenger RNA, 1524 nt
Organism: Colletotrichum truncatum
Lineage: Eukaryota; Fungi; Ascomycota; Sordariomycetes; Glomerellales; Glomerellaceae
Product: ubx domain-containing protein
Biological process (GO): intracellular protein transport
Cellular component (GO): nucleus; cytoplasm; vesicle membrane
Source: RefSeq, a predicted model, not a curated record